This is a messenger RNA of Aureococcus anophagefferens, 660 nucleotides long. RefSeq lists its product as hypothetical. The annotation marks the transcript as partial. The transcript has a single exon. Gene Ontology annotation, biological process: double-strand break repair via nonhomologous end joining; interstrand cross-link repair; protection from non-homologous end joining at telomere. NCBI's taxonomy places the organism in Eukaryota, Pelagophyceae, Pelagomonadales, Pelagomonadaceae. The record is from RefSeq and is a predicted model, not a curated record. Gene Ontology annotation, molecular function: 5'-3' DNA exonuclease activity; damaged DNA binding.
AUGGCCACGCAGAACGCCCAGGUGAAGCGCCUGGACGACCCCUUCGGCGCCUUCGUCGUCGACGGCUUCAACUUCGUCAGGGCGUUCCCGGACGUGCGCCACUGGCUGCUGACGCACGCGCACUCGGACCACACGUGCGGCCUCCGCGCGAACUUCGACGCGGGCACGAUCUACUGCAGCACCAUCACGAAGCGGCUCGUGGCGCGCGAGUUCCCGGGGCGCCUGGGCGACCGCAUCGAGACGCUGGACCCGGGCGCGUCCGUGACCGUGGGGCGGACGACGAUCACGGCGAUCGACGCGGGCCACUGCCCCGGCGCGGUGCUCUUCCUGCUGGCCCACGAGAGCGGCGCGACGGCGCUGCACACGGGCGACAUGCGCGCUUCGCCGGCCGUCACGGAGGAGACGAAGAAAGCGUUGGCGGGCCGCGCGGUCGACGUCUUGUACCUCGACACGACGUACGCCGCGCCCCAGAACGACUUCCCGUCCCAGGGCGAGGCCUGCGCCGUCAUCGCCGAUGUGGUCACACAGGAGCUGGCGCGCGAGCCGAAGACGCUCUUCCUCGCCAACGCCUACUCCGUCGGCAAGGAGAACGCGUUCGACGCGGCGAUCCGCGCGUCCGGCGGCCUGGGCUACGUGAGCGGGCGCCGCGCGGAGAGCCUG